Molecule: messenger RNA, 3876 nt
Organism: Epithele typhae
Lineage: Eukaryota; Fungi; Basidiomycota; Agaricomycetes; Polyporales; Epitheliaceae
Exons: 7
Coding region: 1-3876 (1291 amino acids)
Molecular function (GO): RNA binding
Source: RefSeq, a predicted model, not a curated record
AUGUCCCUCUCCGCCAACGACAACGCCUUCUCCCGCGUCUCGUCUGGCAAGACGCCUCCCCCAGCCCCCUCUGCUGCCUAUGCCAAACGCGCCAGAGAACUCGAGGCAGAGCAGGGUCUUGGUGCGAGAUACAGGCCUCCCGCGCUGCGCGCCCUAGCCUCUGGCGGUUCCCCUCCUAACGAGCUCCCCCCCUCCGCAAACUCCCCCGCCGAUAGCUCGACCUUGCCGCCCACCAACUUCCCCCCGGGGUUCCGUAGGGCCAGGGCAGGCACCCUCCCCUCCAACGUCCAGCUCGCCGCUCAACGCUUCGCCGCCGCCUCCAGCACUCUUGGUAGCACCCCAGGUUCGACCGACUCCUUCACCGACCAGCUCAUUUCACCGCGCGACCUCACGACACCCACCACGUCAGCGGCUCCUGCCCCCGUGCGGCCUGGUUUACGUCACUCGGCCUCUGUCGCUUCGUCUGUCGCUUCAUCGGCGCUCACGGAACGCAACAGUCGCCUCAGGUCGGGCUCGCUCACCCUACCCACUGGGGGGCUUUCGAACGCGUUUGGUCCGUCCAUCUUUUCGUCCUCGUGGCUGUCUUCAAGGAAUGGCGGGAAUGGACUCCAGAUGCUCGACGACCUCCGGUCGGUGGCAUCGAUGGACGAGGAUUUCGACGUGCACACGCUCGACUACCUCGGGCUCGACGACGGGGUACGUCACCAUCCCCCCGCGGCGACGCUCUCGGAACUCCGCAACCAGGCCCAGGCGGCGAUCCAGGUCAACUUGAACAACCCCGCGCGUAUGCGUGCGAGCACGGUGUCGAAUCCCUACCACCUCCGCCCCUCUGCCGCGCUCUUGGCUGCCCCCAGUGCUGAAGAAGAGGAGGAGAUGUACGAGAACGAGAUGUACAGCGGGAGCCAGGGCAUGGACACGUACGGCAACACCGACGGCAACUACCUCUCUGCGAACUACGUAGCCCAGGGCUUCAAGCAGUCCGACCAUCUCGGCGUUGGCCUCGCCACUCGCCCCCGCGCCAUCUCGGUGGGUAACCUCGACGACACCUCCAGGCUCCGCCGUCCCGGGAUGGGAGAACUUCAGACGUCGCUUGGGAUGGACAUGUCCAUGCACGCCGGCCUUGGGUCGUCGACCAUGGGACCCGCGGGGAUUCUGCGCUCCGAGAAGGCUGCGCCGCCCCGCAACGGCCUCGCGGCGAGCGUGCACUUCCCAAAUGCCGAGCCGCCUGCAAGCCGCGCAUCCGCAUACCUCAUCGCUCCCAGCUCGAACCAGACCCGUGCGGUGUCGCCCAAAACGGAAAAUGCGUCGACGCAGAUGCAGACGCCGACGCGUUCCCUGUGGAUCGGCAACCUCGACAGCUCGUUCACGAGCGAGCAGCUCAUCCACGUGUUCGCUCCUUACGGCGCCAUCGAGUCCCUCAGGUUGCUCCCCGAAAAGGAGUGUGGCUUCGUGAACUUCGUCGACCAAGCGGAUGCUAUCCGCGCCAAAGAUGACGUCCUCAAUCGCCUUGGUGGAGACAUCGGUAUGCCCAACGGUCAGACGGUCAGGAUCGGGUUUGGGAAGGCGGACAGCGCACCAGUCGCUCCCGCGAAGGGCGCUAACCUCAACAGCCCUGUCGCAACGUCCCCCGGUGGCGUUAUGGGCAAGGGCGGAAGCAACAACGCCGGGCUUUCGGGUAUGGAUGCGCAGCUGCAGUCGACCCCGACCCGCGCGCUCUGGAUCGGCUCAAUUCCUUCGACCACGACGCCAGCUACCAUUCUCAGCGUGUUCAGCCCCUACGGGCCCAUCGAGUCGGCGCGCGUGCUCACUCACAAGAACUGCGGGUUCAUCAAUUUCGAGCGCCUCGAUGACGCCGUUCGGGCUCGCAAGGCCCUCAACGGUCGCGACGUCCUCGGUAGUGACGUCGGAGCUAUCCGCAUCGGCUUCGCCAAGGUGCCCGUCAAGAACGGCCAGGACGCCAGCGGCGGUCAGGAGGAGGUGACCAACGUCAGCGUGCAGGGUGUCGGCGAUCUCAGCGUGGGUGCUACUAUCCAUGCCCUCCGCACUAUCAAGGGCGCGUCCACCAUCCCUGUGGAUCAGCAAGUGCUCAGCGGGUCUCUGGAGAACUACCGGUCGAACCUGCUCUUGAGCAUGAUCGCCUCGGGCGCGCACGCUGGCUACGACGGUGUCAGCAAGCCUGGAGGAUGGAGCCCCUCUGUGACGGAGCAGCAGAUGAUCAUGAAGGAGCUCAGUGGCGGUAGCCCCGACGCUGAAGCCGAUAUUCAGGCUCUUACAGAGUUCCGCCCCCCAACUAUGUACUAUACUACUAUUCCGCUUGUCUCUGAGAGACCCCACAACAGACGCUGGGAUGCGUCUAAGCUGCGCGAGCUCAGGAAGAGGCUCGACACUAGUACAAUCACGACCGAGGAGAUCGACAACGUUGCGGCGGACUUCCUUGACGGCGAGAUUGUCGAUCUAGCGUCCGAUUGGCUCGGAAACACGGUCGUUCAGAAGCUGUUCGAGAAGUGCUCUCCUGUACCCAGGCUUGCGAUGCUUGAACGCAUCGCGCCGCACCUCGCCAUGAUCGGCAUUCACAAGAAUGGUACCUGGGCUGCCCAGAAGAUCAUCGAGUGCGUCCAGACGCCUGACGAAGUCGCGCUUGUUACGGCCAACCUCCGUUCCUACGUCCCGCCUCUGCUUCUGGAUCAAUUCGGGAACUACGUUGUGCAGUGUUGCCUCCGUUUCGGCGCUCCGGCAACUGACUUCUUGUUCGAUGCCAUGGUGGACCGUCUUUGGGAGAUCGCUCAGGGUCGCUUUGGCGCUCGCAGCAUGAGGGCUUGUUUGGAGAGCUCACACAUCACCCUCAACCAGCAGCGCCGCAUCGCCACCGCGAUCAUUCUCAACAGCAUCCCGCUUGCCACCAACCCCAACGGCGCGCUUUUGCUCACCUGGCUCCUCGAUACUUCGAGCUUCCCUUCGCGGUACAACCUCCUCGCGCCUCGCUUCACGCCCCACCUGUCCCAUCUGUGCACGCACAAGCUUGCGUCGUUGACGGUCCUCCGCAUCGUCAACCAGAAGGUGGAGUCCGAGGCGUCUAAGCAGAUCGUCGAAGCACUGUUCAACUCCCCGGGAGACCAUGUCCUCACCGACGUGUUGGGCGAUCAGGUCAACGGUGUCGCGGUGGUCCACAAGAUCCUCACCAGCCCCUUCGUGGAUCCUGUUCAGCGUCCUAGCUUCGUCGAGGCCACCAAACGCGUCCUCAUCGAGCUCAAGGUGAUCGCCACCCAGGCGUACCGUCGUCUCAUCGAGGAGGUCGGCCUGCCCGUUCCCAACCUGCAGCCGACGUACACGAACAUCCCGCAGCCGAGCGGCAAGUCCAAGUACAACCAGCAGAACCAGUUCGGGAUGCCGGGUCUCCCCGCGGGUUAUCCGUCGAGCGAUCAAGGCCUCCAGUCCAUGAUGGCUGCGCUCCAGAUGGGUGGCCAGAACGCCGCCUCGGGCCCUCCUCGUCUUCAGAUCGACCCAGGAUUCAACCAGAACGGUGGUCCUGUCCAGGGCGGAGGCCGCGGCGGUCGCUCCAACCCGCCGUCCGCCUUCUCCCCUAACUCGGACCCGUUCAACCCAUUUAACGCCGCCAGGACCCCGGACGCGUCGACUCCCAGGAACAACGGCCCUCGUCGCAACAAUGGUGGCAUGCCUCCCGCCCAGGCGCCCUCGCCGAUCCCGUACGGCGCGCAGUCCCCCAGCCUCUCGCAGGCCGCGAACAUGAUGAACAUGAACCAGCCGCAAUACAACGGCAUGGGCCCGCAGUCCGUUCCGCCCCACGUCUACCAGGCGUACAUGUACCAAAUGUAUCAACAACAGAACCCGCCCAACAUGGGCACCUUCCAUGCUUAG